GGUAUGACACCUUUCAGACCGCCUGUGGUCUCAGCAACUAGCGGGGUUGAUGGGAGAUGUGAAACACGUGAUUUACUCUGCUUAAAGGAUUUUCUGUUUAUAAAUCUGCGGUGCGUUGAUGUGAGGCCUAUUUACCUUUAACUUGUGAGGAAGUGCGAAUUUUGUCAGAUGUUUGGAAGUGCACAGAAUGAUCAAAGGGCAAAUCGGGGAAUCUUCAUGGUUAGGUCGGAAAAGCCCGACUGCCUUCUGUUGCGCCACAGACCAGCGAAGCUCUAAAGCCAUUGCCCUCAUGUAGGAGGAGUGGCGGGGGCGUGGAAAGAGAGAGCAGGACCUCUAGUCCCAGCUACGAAAACAGGAAGUUUUCCUUUGACAGAGUCGCUCUUGGAGAUCGAGCCGAACUAGGUUAAACUCUCCUCAAGAUGCAUUCGGCCAGGAGAGACUACACGCCAGUCAGCGUCUCUCUUCACUGAUAUUCUCACUGGGUCCAGUGUUUUUACUCUUUCAUUUUCCGGGGGACCUGUUGGUGACAGUAAAUGGCCACCGCGAUUCCGAUAGAACAGAAAACUACAGCAUGGUGCAGAUAUUUGUUCCUUUAUGACUCGUCAAAGGUUAAAGAAGAAGGUGACCCAACGAGUUCCGGGAUCUAUUACUUUUUUCCCUCACAGACUAGUGUUGACCAACAGGAGCUGCUCUGUGGGCAGAUCGCUGGAGUAGUCUGCUGCAUUGCUGAGAUCUCAGGAACUCCACCCAGGCUAAUCCGCUUGCGAAAGCUGAAGUUUGCUGUUCAGGUGGAUGGGGAAUAUCUUUGGGCUCUUGGAUGUGCCCUAGAUGUCCCCGAUAAGAGCUGUAAGCAGUUUCUGGAUCAACUCAUCGGCAUCUUUACAUUUUACAAUGGAUUCAGUAAGCAUAUAUACCAGGUGCGGGAUCGGAGAGAGCUGGCCUGCCAGUGGGAUCUGUAUAUGGAGCACAUCCAGCAAGCCAACAGCGGCCUACAUCACACUUUCAAUUCCCUUUGGAACCUGGACAGGACUGAUGUGGAUCCCCUCCUGCUGUUGAAAGCUGCUCUCAUUUUACAGAACUGCCAGCGUUGCCCGGAGAUCCUGGCCGGAUGCAUCCUCUACAAAAAACUAAUAGUGAGCUCUCAACUUCUGCCAGAAAUAACAGCCAAGAUACUGGCUUACCAGCCUGGCGUCUGUGGUCAGAAUCUGACAGAGAGAUCAGAUGUCCCGUUACCUCAGGAUGUGACUAUUUUGACUGUAUUUGUUACCGAAGAGGAAUUUGCUGCCCUGCGGCAGUAUUCGAUUGAAUGGAUUUAUGGAUCACCCAACAGCCCAAAGCCAUGUUUAUUGGAGGAAAGGGCUCAGAAACCACUACCCUCCAGAACACUGUCAGACUGUCCAGACCCCGAGGAACUGAGUCAGGUGGAGUGUGGAAACUACACAGAGUUUGAGACCUUGUAUCCAAGCUCCAAAGAUAGUGACACACCAACUGUGGACUCAGUCCAGAAUUAUCAAGGAAAACACACCAUGCAAUCUCAUCCAAUAGACUUUGACUGCAGUUCUUCAGAGAGUGCACAUUCUCAGCCACAGAGCAAAGCCUCAUUGUCUUCCUCCCCUGGACGCUCUUGGUCAUCACUACAGUUGGAUGAGGAGCAUUCUGAGGCAGACUCCUUGCACUUUGUUGAUCUCUACAUGGAACUGAUAGAGGACAGAUUAGAUAACAAGAGUAAUGCUGCAACUGCAUGCCUUGCGUCUCAUUCUGAAAACAGUUGUGGGGAAGAGCAGAAAGAUGCUGCUGUCAAAUCUACUGAUGAUCAGCAAUUGCCCUCACAGCAACAUCAGAGCUCUCUUCCUAGUAAUACUCAGCAGAGCCAUGGUGCCACGGCUGGAGAUACUCCUGCAGGGUACAAAGCAGAUGGUGCGGAUGUUAAGGACACUGCGUCCUUGACCCAUGAACUCACAGACCACGGGAACUUGGUGAAAUUGAGUCUGUACAUUCACACAGUGAAAGGGUUGGUAAUGUCCCUUCUGGCUGAAGAAGGAUUUCGAGUCAAUCACAGGGCUAUUGAAGAUGUUUACCACAGUUCCCUGGCCUCCUUAAAUGGGUUAGAAGUGCACCUAAGUGAGACUUUACUUGGUAGGAAUACCUGCAACUUACUUGGCUUUAACUUCGCUCAUUACGACUGCAUUCAGCAUAUACUCACAGCUCACCUCUGUCCUGGAGCCCAAAAGGAUCACUUUCUCCGAGCCACUUCCUUGAUGCACACUGACCUGAACCGCAACAGUGACCUCCGUGAAGUGACAGUCAGAAAUGCCUCCACUGCUGUUUAUAGCUGCCGCAACUCCGCCCAGGAAACCCACUUCCAACAUCUUGCGACUCCAAUCCAUAACUCUGGGGUCCCAAAUCCUCACGACAGUGCCUUUGCUUUACCCGGAAGAGCCAAGCAGAAACUGCUCAAGUACGGAGUGAACCUGCUCUGACCAGCAUCGUUCUCCAAGAUUGGACUACAGUACCUUAGGAAUAUUUGCAUUUAUAUUUUAGAAAAACUAUAACAUUUUAAAGUCAUAUUCGAGUUACAGUCAUUACUUCCAUCAGAGGGACUGCCUUACUUUGAGUGAUAUCUGGAUCACUGUAAUGGCUUGUUUUGUUUUGUCCUUGUGCUGUGGAGCGAAGAGUGAUCCCAGGUAACUUGCCAGGCUCAACAAGGUUUCUGACAUUUUGCAAAGUAAUUAACAGAUCCUGUUUGGAAACCUUCCGUGAAGUUGACCAUAGUGUCAGGUGUAACAGAAUAGGUUUUCAUAUUGGUAAAACACUGAUGAAAUCUUAGACCAUAAGACAAAGGAGCAGAAGUCGGCCAUUCGGCCCAUCGAGUCUGCUCCGCCAUUUUAUCAUGAGCUGAUCCAUUUUUUCCUAUUUAGUCCCACUCCCCUGCCUUCUCACCAUAACCUUUGAUGCCCUGGCUACUCAGAUACCUGUCAAUCUCUGCCUUAAAUACACCUUGGCCUCCACUGCCACCCGUGGCAACAAAUUCCAUAGAUUCACCACCCUCUGGCUAAAAAAAUUUCUUCGCAUCUCUGUUCCGAAUGAGCGCCCUUCAAUCCUUAAGUCAUGCCCUCUCGUACUAGACUCCCCCAUCAUGGGAAACAACUUCGCCACAUCCGCUCUGUCCAUGCCUUGCAACAUUUGAAAUGUUUCUAUGAGGUCUCCACUCAUUCUUCUAAACUCCAAGGAAUACAGUCAAAUGUUCCUCAAUGUUAACCCUCUCAUUCCCGGAAUCAUUCUAGUGAAUCUUCUCUGUACCUUCUCUGACGUCAGCACAUCCUUUCUUAAAUAAGGAGACCAAAACUGCCCACAGUACUCCAAGUGAGGUCUCACCAGCGUCUUAUAGAGCCUCAACAUCACAUCCCUGCUCCUAUACUCUAUUCCUCUAGAAAUGAAUGCCAACAUUGCAUUCGCCUUCUUCACCACCGACUCAACCUGGAGGUUAACCUUAAGGGUAUCCUGCACGAGGACUCCCAAGUCCCGUUGCAUCUCAGAACUUUGAAUUCUCUCCCCAUUUAAAUAAUAGUCUGCCCAUUUAUUUCUUCUCCCAAAGUGCAUAACCAUACACUUUCCAACAUUGUACUUCAUUUGCCACUUCUUUGCCCAUUCUUCCAAUCUAUCCAAGUCUCUCUGCCAGACAUCCCACCCUGCAAAAACUCAUUUCAGGGAGGUAGCACCAUCAAUUUGCGGGGGACACCCGGAACUUCCGGGAGAGGUGGGAUGCCUGCAAUGGAGUAGCUCCUUAGCAGCUAGCCAGCUAGUUUAAAUAACGUUAGCUAUGCUAAUGAACAAAUGACACCUGUUAAACUCACCUCAACACGUCUCUUACAGUCUCAACCCACCACGGGCAAUAGAAAAGGCACUAUUGCAAACAGUGCAGCGAACAACACUGUCAUUAUUUUUGACCCCUAUUAGGUAGGGGUACACUUUAGUGUAGUCUGGGGUGAUGUACGCUUUAUAUUUUCUUUUUUUGGAACACUCUGCCACUCUGACUUUUUUUGGAACUGUCUCGCACUUGCUUUCUCUCUCUCUCGUGAUCGCUCUCGUGCUCGCUUUUUCGCUCUCGCGCUUGCUUUCUUGCUCUUGUGCUCGCUCUCUCUCUCAAAAAAAAUUGAUUUCAGUGAUAUUGUAUAUAAUUUGCAGGCAUCAGGAAGCCACAAUUAACAUGCGGGAGACUACCGGAACUUCCGGGAGAGGUGGGAUGUCUGCUCUGCAGACUCUCUGUUUCCUCAGCACUACCAGCCCCUCCACCUAUCUUCGUAUCAUCAGCAAACUUAGCCACAAAGCCACCUAUUCCAUAAUUCAAAUCGUUGAUGUACAACGUAAAAAGAAGCGGCCCCAACACGGACCCCUGUGGAACAUCACUGUUCACCACUUAGAAAUCUUCUAAAUUUUCUGGUGACAUUUCACUGCAUUUAAAGAAAAACAACAGUUUGUAUUGAUAUAAUAGAGUUGUAGCACACUCCAGCACAGAGACAAACCCUUCGGCCCUUCUAGUCUGUGCCAAACUGUUAUUCUGCCUCGUCCCACCCAGACCACAGCCCUCAUACCUCUUCCAGCCAUGUACUUACCCAAACUUUGAUUGAACGUUGAAAUUUAACCUGCAUCCACUGCUUCCACUGACAGCUCAUUGCACACUCACACCACCCUCUGAGUGAAGAAGAUCCCCCCUCAGGUUCUCCUUAAAUAUUUCACCUUUCACCCUAAACCAAUGACUGCUAGUCCUAUUCUCAGUGAAAAAGCCUGCUUGCAUUUACCCUAUUUAUUCUCAUAAUUUUCUACACCUUUAUCAAAUCUGCCUCAUUCUUCUAGAUAUAGUAGAAUGUUCCAGUCUCUCCAAUGGAUGGUAACGUAGAAUUUAAUGUUAGCCAUGUAGGGUACUGGGACAUCUUACCCAAAGUUUGGUCAGAUAAACCUUUAAGGAAUAUCUGCCAGAAGGUUUUGAAGCAGGUGGAUUUACACGGGGAGCUUCAGACACUGGGGCUGCCAGAAAUGGAUGCUAUCACUUUCAAAUUCCAGCUCUCAGACAGACUCACACUAUUGGAAUACUUCCCGUGUUUGACUCUUGCAUUGUGGAUGCUGAAUAGUGUAGCCCUGAAGGACGUUGCAAUAACCUCCUCUCUCAGGGUGGGGGAGCAACACCUCAUAUUCCAUCUGGGGAGCUUCCAACCUGAUGGCAUGAACGUGAAUUUCUGGAACCUCUAGCAGUUUCCCUCUCCCCAUUCUAUUUUUUUUUACCAUCCCUCAUCCUGCCGCCCCUCCCCCCUCCCCGGUGCCCCUCCCCCACCCCAGUGCCCCUCUUCCUUCCCUUUCUCCCAUGGUCCACUUUCCUAUUAGAUUCCUCCUUAUUCAGCUCUUACAUUUUCCACCUAUCAUCUCCCAGCUUCUUACUUCAUCCACCCGCCCCUGCUCCUCACCUGGCUUCACCUAUCACUUGCCAGCUUGUCCUCCUUCCCCUUCCCCCCACCUUUACCUUAUUCUGGCUUUCUCUUCCUUCCUUUCCAGUCCUGAUGAAGAGUCUCAACCUGAAACGUCGACUGCUUAUUCUCCUCCAGGGAUGCUGUUGGCAGAAUCUCUUGUGUUUAUGUUUGCAGUCACUUCUAUUCAGUGAUAAGUGUGUGCUUCUGGGAUGUGGACCCUGGCCUUUUUACCUUGUCCCUCUACCCAAAAGACACCAAGACUAAUUCUAAUAACGUAAUGCAGAGUUAGACACUUUCUAGGAGGCAGGUUUGUUAAACAGUGACUCUCUCCACCUAUUUUGAUGUAUGUAUACCUGGGUAGAGGUGAACAGGCUGAUGUAACAGUCCAAUAUAUCUGUGCAUCUGCUCGUUAAUGCAAAUAUCUAAUCAGCCAAUCGUGGCAGCAACGCAAUGCACAAAAGCAUGCAGACAUGGUCAAGAGGUUCAGUCAUUGUUCAGACCAAACAUCAGAAUGAGGAAAAAUAUGAUCUAACUGACUCUGACCGUGGGAUGAUUGUUGGUGCCAGACGGGGUGGUUCGAGUAUCUCAGAAACUGCUGAUCUCCUGGGAUUUUCACACACAAGUCUCUAGAGUUUACAGAGAAUGGUGUGGAAAAACAAAAAAAAAAUCAUCCAGUGAGUGGUAGUCCUGUGGGUGAAAAUGCCUUGUUAAUGAGAGAGGUCAGAGGAGAAUGACCAGGCUGGUUCAAGGUGACAGGAAGGUGACAGUAACUCAAAUAACAGUGGUGUGCAGAAGAGCAUCUCUAAACACACAACACGUGGAACCUUGAAGUGGAUGGGCUACAGCAGCAGAAGACCAGAAACAUACACUCAGUGGCCACUUUAUUAGAUACAGGAGGUACUAAUAAAGUGGCCACUGAGUUUCAUAGAUGGGUCUUUCCUGUGGAACUCUGAUAGUAUGUUUAUAGUGACUAUGAAAACCUCUUGAUAUUAAUGUUUUCCUUCAUGGUUAUUUAAUAUGCAGGAGCUUGUGAUGUUUUUCCAAGGUGUAGUUUUGCACUUUACACAGAAAUAAGUAACUUUAAGAUUAUUGAUAGUUAUUAGUAGUUAGUGUUCUUAACUUUUGAAGUUUUGCCACAAACCAUAUAAUGAAGCUUAGUCCAGAGCAUUUGAACAAAUCUGAGAGGUUGAAAUGGGGAGGAGACGGAGGAAUGAGAACGCUAAGGGCCCAUUUGCUGUUGACACCUUUCCUUUGUACAUGCUGAACAAUAAACAGCUCCGCUUUUA
Molecule: messenger RNA, 6748 nt
Organism: Mobula hypostoma (lesser devil ray)
Lineage: Eukaryota; Metazoa; Chordata; Chondrichthyes; Myliobatiformes; Myliobatidae
Gene: hps4
Product: HPS4 biogenesis of lysosomal organelles complex 3 subunit 2
Exons: 13
Coding region: 534-2480 (648 amino acids)
Biological process (GO): vesicle-mediated transport; protein targeting; melanosome assembly
Cellular component (GO): cytoplasmic vesicle; BLOC-3 complex; lysosomal membrane
Molecular function (GO): small GTPase binding; guanyl-nucleotide exchange factor activity
Source: RefSeq, a predicted model, not a curated record